Belonocnema kinseyi is the source of this 782-nucleotide messenger RNA. RefSeq names its product U6 snRNA-associated Sm-like protein LSm2. The coding region runs from base 308 to 595 and encodes 95 amino acids. Gene Ontology annotation, cellular component: P-body; precatalytic spliceosome; U4/U6 x U5 tri-snRNP complex. The transcript is spliced from 4 exons. The record is from RefSeq and is a predicted model, not a curated record. Lineage: Eukaryota; Metazoa; Arthropoda; Insecta; Hymenoptera; Cynipidae. Gene Ontology annotation, biological process: mRNA splicing, via spliceosome. Gene Ontology annotation, molecular function: RNA binding.
UAAAUCCCUAACCAAAAAUUACAAAAUUGUUGUUUUCUGAGAAUUGUGUUUGGAUUGAUAAGAAAAUUAAAUCCUUUGUUCCAUCAUUCCAGGAAUAUUUUUUACAAUCUGUAUAUUUCUGUGCCGAUUUAAUAUUUAAUUGCGGGAAAGUAUUUAUCUGGUUGUAAAGUCAAGAUAUAUUACGAAUGACAGUUUUUUUUCUCAACACACCGGGAAUAAAAGAAAUAAAAUUGUAGGUUUAUUUCGAUGUGGAUUAGUUAGUUCACUAAUUUAGAAGUUCAAUUACUGCCCCCGGUUCUUUGAAAAAAUGUUGUUCUACUCAUUUUUCAAAUCUCUGAUUGGAAAAGACGUGGUCGUUGAAUUGAAGAAUGAUCUCAGUAUUCAAGGUACCCUUCAUUCGGUGGAUCAGUAUCUGAAUAUCAAAUUGACAGAUAUCAGCGUUACAGAUCCGGACAAAUAUCCUCACAUGAUGUCAGUGAAAAACUGUUUUAUCCGAGGAUCAGUCGUGCGAUACGUUCAGCUUCCUGGCGACGAUAUCGACACGCAACUUUUGCAGGAUGCUGCGCGAAAAGAAGCGGCUUCUCAGCCCCGAUAGUUUUUUUUUAAAGAAGGAUUUAAGUAAGCUACAAAUUAUAAAUCCAAGGAAUUUUAAUUUAAUUUUUGAUAAUCAAGUAAGGUAUAUUAUUUUUCUGUAUGGGCGCUAAUGCGCCAAACGCAGGGUAUGAUCUCUUUUUAUCCUAAGAGAAAAUGUCUGGAAACACGAAUGAGAAAUGAUGAAUAUU